CUAUAUAAAAAAACUUCAGACACGGAGAAAUCACGAACCUCUGAGGAUGGAGCAGGCAUACGGGGCUGGCAAGGCUGGCGGCACCUUCGAUCCAAUCACGUUCUUUCAGCAGCCGCAGAUUAUUCUUCGAAUAGUGUCAUGGAUCUUUUCCAUUGUGAUCUUUGGUUGCAUUGCUAACGAGGGCUACGUGAAUCGUCCGGAUGAGGUGGAGGAAUAUUGCAUCUUUAACCGCAACCAGAAUGCCUGUAACUAUGCUGUGGGUAUGGGAUCCCUGGCCUUCCUCUGCUGUGCUGCUUUUAUGGCACUGGACGUCUAUUUUCCUCAGAUAAGCAGCGUUAAAGACCGCAAGAAGGCUGUGUUAGCAGAUAUUGGCGUUUCAGCCUUCUGGUCUUUCGUGUGGUUUGUGGGAUUCUGUUUCCUUGCCAAUCAGUGGCAGGUGGCUAAACCAGAAGAUAACCCCCUCAAAGAGGGUGGAGACGCAGCCAGAGCAGCCAUCACCUUCGCCUUCUUCUCCAUAUUCACAUGGGCCGGUCAAGCUUUUUUCGGUUUCCAGAGGUACAAGUUAGGUGCGAGCUCGUCCCUCUUCUCUCAGGACUACACUGAUCCCAGCCAGGAUCCCGCCGGAGUGCCUGCUGCAGGCACAGAGUACACUGGAUACAACGCUGACAUGGAGGCUAAUUAUGACGGCUCUGGGGGAUACCAGAACCAAGACUACUAAGGUCGAGUGUAAGGAUGCACACAACAGCCUUAACAAGCUAGGCUGACUGGGUUACAUGGGGGAAACUUAAUAUAUAGGGUGAAAAGGACAAACAGGAACUUAUUUUGGGGGGUAGAAUAUGGGGACCAAAGCAGGCUGACAGGAAUUCAGGGGUUUGUUUGGUGCUAAAA
This is a messenger RNA of Puntigrus tetrazona (Sumatra barb), 888 nucleotides long. RefSeq names its product synaptogyrin 1a (gene syngr1a). Gene Ontology annotation, cellular component: synaptic vesicle membrane; neuromuscular junction. Bases 47 to 718 code for a protein of 223 amino acids. Lineage: Eukaryota; Metazoa; Chordata; Actinopteri; Cypriniformes; Cyprinidae. The transcript has 4 exons. The record is from RefSeq and is a predicted model, not a curated record.